AUGCUUGAGGAUGGUACCCGGUUGGACUCGCCUCUGGAGUUGCAGCUGAUCCUCUUGCGAUUUGUGAGCGGCUCACAUUCAGAAGUUGCUAGGUUGACAGAAGCGGCUGGUCUUGGGUGGGCCUCAACAGUGGAAUCGCUGCUACAUCGGCCUCUCGAUCCAGACAGUUUCCAUUGCGAUCGCUCAGCUGCAGCCCCGCUUUGCUGGGCUUCAGCGAAGGGCCAUGUCGAAACCGUUCGUUUGCUCCUGGAGGCUUAUGCCAGCGUCGAUGCCUUACGAAACCCUGAUGGCGAAACCCCUCUUUGGAUCGCCUGUGCCCAUGGCCACGUGCAGGUGGCAGGCUUGCUGCUGCAGGCAGGCGCGGACAAGAAUGCGCGCAACUGCCUGAAUGAGAUGCCUCUUGGUGUCGCAUCGCGGCUUGGCUAUGUUGAAGUCGUCCGGUUGCUUGUUGAGGCAGGUGCGAACAAGAAUCUGCCCAGCAGCUAUGACAUGACGCCUCUUUGCGUCGCGUCCUUGAAUGGUAGACUUGAAGUGGUGCGCUGGCUGCUGGCGGCCGGUGCUGAUGCAACCUCAAGGAGCAGGUAUGGCGAGACCCCAUUGCACGCAGCCUCUGACUUCGGCCAUGAGGGAAUCGUGCGUCUGUUGCUCGAGGCCGGCGCUGACAAGAGCGUACUGGACGAUUUUGGAGACAGGCCUCUAUGCGUUGCGUCUCGCUGUGGUCACGUGGAGGCUUUGCGCGUGCUGAUACAGUCUGAUGCCGACCAACGCGCGAAUGACAACGACAUGUUUGACGCUCUUCAGGUAGCAUGCGUGCAUGAUCAGGUAGACGUUGUGAAGUAUCUGUUGAGCAUCGGUGCGGACAAGAAUGCCCGGAACCGUCACAACGAGACACCACUGUGGAUCGCCUCUUGGAGGGGCAGUGUGGAGACUCUGCGCGUGCUCAUAGACGCGGGUGCCGACAAGAACGUCCGAAGCAGUUCCGGUGAGACGCCUCUUUGUGUGGCGGCUCGGUUUGAUGAGCUGGAAGUGGUCCGCUUGCUGCUGAAAGGUGGUGGUGCUGACAUACACACCCGAAGCAACUCCGGCCACUCGCCCCUGGACAUCGCAUCUUCUCGCGGCCAUGAAGAAGUUGUGGCCUUGCUCCGGGCGAGGCGGGCGAAAGUGUUCCGCGCCAUGACGCUUGCGUGCAGACGCAAGCCACCUCACAAGGCCCAAGCCAAGGCCAAGGCCAAGGGUAAGGCCAAGGCCAAGGCCAAAGGAAAGGCCAUGGGGCAGCCGUGA
Symbiodinium natans is the source of this 1281-nucleotide messenger RNA. The record is from the annotation of a GenBank genome assembly. NCBI's taxonomy places the organism in Eukaryota, Dinophyceae, Suessiales, Symbiodiniaceae.